UCCAAAGUUCCAAAGAGGGCCCUUUCUCUCUCCACCUGCUCUGCCCCACACUACACCAUCAGAAGGCAGCAAAAAUGAAGAACAUUUACUUUGUGGCUGGAUUGUUUAUAAUGCUGGUGCAAGGAAGCUGGCAACGUUCCCUUCAAGACACAGAGGAGAAAACCAGAUCCUUCCCAACUUCACAGACAGACCCGCUGAAUGAUCCCGACCAGAUGAUUGAAGACAAGCGCCACUCACAGGGCACAUUCACCAGUGACUACAGCAAGUACCUGGACUCCAGGCGUGCCCAAGACUUUGUGCAGUGGCUGAUGAAUACCAAGAGGAACAGAAAUAACAUUGCCAAACGUCACAAUGUUGAGAGACAUGCUGAAGGAACCUUUACCAGCGAUGUAAGUUCUUAUUUGGAAGGUCAAGCUGCCAAGGAAUUCAUUGCUUGGCUGGUGAAAGGCCGAGAAAGGCGAGAGGUAAGUCUUUUCCCAGAAGAAGUUACAAUCGUUGAAGAACUUCACCGCAGACAUGCCGAUGGCUCUUUUUCAGAUGAGAUGAACACAAUUCUUGAUAACCUUGCCACCAGGGACUUCAUCAACUGGCUGAUUCAGACCAAAAUCACUGACAGGUGA
Molecule: messenger RNA, 620 nt
Organism: Sciurus carolinensis (gray squirrel)
Lineage: Eukaryota; Metazoa; Chordata; Mammalia; Rodentia; Sciuridae
Gene: Gcg
Product: glucagon
Biological process (GO): adenylate cyclase-modulating G protein-coupled receptor signaling pathway; positive regulation of insulin secretion involved in cellular response to glucose stimulus; negative regulation of apoptotic process
Cellular component (GO): extracellular region
Molecular function (GO): hormone activity; glucagon receptor binding
Source: RefSeq, a predicted model, not a curated record